AUGCUCACACUUCAGAGCCUACAGCAGCAGAUGCUGAUGCUGCAACAGCAGCAGCAACGGCAGCAGCAACAGUACCAGCAGCAACCGCAGCCGCAGCAGAAGCAGUCUGAGCAGCAGCAACAUCAGCACGAACAGCAGCGCUAUCAGCAGCAGCAGCAGCAGCAACAGCAGCAGUAUCAGCAGCAGCAAAAAGAACGACAGGAAAGCUAA
Molecule: messenger RNA, 210 nt
Organism: Eimeria mitis
Lineage: Eukaryota; Apicomplexa; Conoidasida; Eucoccidiorida; Eimeriidae
Exons: 1
Coding region: 1-210 (69 amino acids)
Source: RefSeq, a predicted model, not a curated record